This is a messenger RNA of Lottia gigantea (owl limpet), 3800 nucleotides long. RefSeq lists its product as hypothetical. The record is from RefSeq and is a predicted model, not a curated record. The transcript is spliced from 26 exons. Bases 1 to 3207 code for a protein of 1068 amino acids. Gene Ontology annotation, molecular function: protein binding. NCBI's taxonomy places the organism in Eukaryota, Metazoa, Mollusca, Gastropoda, Lottiidae. Gene Ontology annotation, cellular component: ciliary inversin compartment. Gene Ontology annotation, biological process: protein localization to ciliary inversin compartment.
AUGUCGAUGAGAACGAGAAUUCGUGGUUUCACAGCCUGGGUGAACCUGCGUAUCAAUCCCUACAAUCAUCUGUUAAAUAACGUCUUGAUGGACAUAUUGACAGGGACUAACAUGAAAUAUUUCUUAGAAAGUUUUACAGGACGCGAUUUAAAAAGACUUGAAACUUUUGAUGGAUUAACAGCCCAACAGAAGAUCACAAGAGUUGAUUGGAUUGUAGAUGAACUAAAAGCAUGUAAAGUUAUUCCUGAAGAUGUCCAUGUUGAUUCUAGAUUGUUUGCUAUGAGAAGUACAGAUCAUGUAUUUGAUUUAAUAUGGAGAUUAAUCAGUCAUGAUAUUUGGUUUGUGUGGGAAAGAGUCGAGUUUCUACAACAUGACGAUAUUGAUAUUCUUACUCAGGUUCCUUUUAAGUGGACUCCAGAUCCCCCACCCCAGAAGAAGAAAAAGAGUAAAUCUAAACAAUCUUUAUUAACUGGGUUUGGGUCAUCUUCAAUGGUGGAAGACACAUCUGUAGAGCCAGAACCAGAUGAAGAAUGGGUUCAGUUUCCACGUGCUGAUUUUAUGAAGAACUUCAAGAAGAAAAGACGAGAUUUCGGGAAAUAUCCGACACCAGAGAAUUGUAUUUUAGAAAUGGUUAAUACACAGUUAAAGAAAACUAAAGAAGGCAGAUCAAUCCAUUGUUAUACAGUAGAUGAUUUGGUAGAUAGUCGUGUUUUAUGUGCCCUCGUUAAUUCGUUUGUACCAAGUACAUUUACUGCUGAUUUAUUACUUAAUGACAGAUGGACAAUUAACCUGAUUCUAAGAACAGCUGAGAGAAUGUUUUAUAUUAAUACACCAUUUGAUUCUGAGGACUUGGUAGACGCUGACCCGAUGGCCGUGUGUAGUUAUUUUUGUUUUUUCUUUAUGUGUGCCUAUAAAUAUCGUCAACUGAAGGCUGUUAUUAAUAGAAUAGAUUGGAUCAAGAAAUUGAUGAGAGAAUGUUAUCAAGUUAUAAACAGACUUCCAGAAACACCGACCGGGGCCUCACAAAUACAACAGAAGAAAGAUAUGCUGAAGGAAACGGGCAGGCAUAAAGAUGCUAUUGUCAUCAUGGAGAAAAGGUAUGACGUAACUUACGGGAGAAAAUGGCUGCAAGAUGUCGAGAACUGUAAACUGGAGGCUCGUAAAGAAAUAAAAAAGAAGAUUAAAGAUAGAUUUGAUAUUAUUACAAUACCACGUAAUAUCACUAUUAACGAUCUGUGUUUAUCAUUCGUUAUCAACUUGAGUUUAACGAAUGGAUCUGGGUUUUAUCUACUGGAGACUAAAGAAAUGUUGACUGAUGGACGAAAAGUGGUUUUAUUUAACAAACAAACUGAAGAGUUCCUUGAUGAUUUUACUGUCAAAACAAAAGUGCCCAUAAAGAAAAUAUUAAAGCUACCAGAUGUCAAUGUUGUGGAGUUGAAUCCACAGAAUUAUCCUCAAUAUGAUAUUUAUGUGGAAGCUUCAAGCAGAAACAAACAGAUGAAAAAUGGCACUAAAUUUUUAUACCAAGUUUUUCCAGGCAAUACUGUCACAUGGCAGAGACAUUUUAUAAAAUGUGCACGAGAGAAUGAUUAUGACGUUGUGGAUAAAAUGAUUACGUUUUUUAUGGGUUCAGGAUCGUUUGUCAACUGUAAAGAACCUAAGUCUGGGAUGUCAGCUUUACAUUGGGCCAGUCGCGAGGGUAAUACAGAUAUUGUAUUAUUGUUGUUAGAAAAUGGAGCCAACAUCGAUGCCAAAAAUAAUUUUAAAUGUACUCCAUUUCAUUCUGCUGUCGAGGGCUUACAGAGGAAAAUCUGUCAUAUAUUAAUAGAAUGGGGUUGUGAUGUACAUAUAAAAAACAAUCGAGGUCAAACUCCAAUAGAAUCAGCUAAAAAUGAUGAUUUUAAACAGUAUUUAGUUGAAUUAUACACCCACUAUUCAGAAAUGGUGCCAAGAAUUAUGAAUGGUGAUAUGGAAUUAUUGAAAAAAGUCAUCAAGGAACAGGAAGUUAGUGGAGACCAGUUCCACUCUAUACAGAGCAGAUGUAUUAAUGGAAGUACGUUAUUACACACAGCCUGUUACUAUGGUGAUAAAGACGUCGUAUUAGAAUUAUUAUCUAAACAUCGGUUCCCUGUUAGUCUCCUUGACUACAAGUCUGCUACUCCUUUACAUAGAGCUAAAGAUGUCAGCACAAUGGAGAUAUUAUUAGAAUGUGAAGCUGUAAUUGAUAGUGAAGAUUGUGAAGGGAAUACACCUCUACAUGUUAAAUGUUAUGGUGAAUCAGGGAAACCGUCCGAACUUCCCUGUAUCGAAUUGUUACUCAAUAAAAAAGCUGAUCAAACAAAACGGAAUCAUAAGGGUCUGUUGCCGAUUCAUUGUUGUGCUAUGCAGGGUCGUACUGACGUGAUGCAGUUACUGAUGACUUUUGACACGGAGCAGAAAUUAAUUCGAACACUGAACGAAGAAGAAGAUCGACAUCCACCUAGCUUAUUACAUCUUGCUCUAGCUAACGAUUUUAUUGAUGCCUCUUACUGGUUAAUGGAGAAUGGUUUUAGUUUUAAAGAGAAGGAACCUGAUAUUCUAUUAAAGAGAAUUUUAACAGAGCAGAUUAAAUUAAAUGACCGAGCUGUAGCUGCUAAGUUUUUGAUGGAGAAUGGAGCUGACCCUAAUCCACAUUACCCUGGUGGUAAUACGGCUUUACACUAUGCCUCUAGUCUGAGUGGUACGACAGAUAUUUUAGAGUUGAUUUUAACGUUCGGUGGUGAUGUAGACCUGAUGAAUGAUGAAGGGUGCACGCCACUUUUCUUCGCCACUCAAUCUAAUAAUCAACUAGCAGCUUGUAUUCUGAUUGGACAGGGAGCUUCGGUCAGACAUAAAAACAUGCAAGGUCUGACAGCGUUUGAUUAUAUCGUGGAUUUUGAAGAGUGGAUUGAAUCAGGAUAUUUUACUGAUGAUGUUAAAGCUAGACUGAAAGCAUAUAGUUUAAAACACGCUCGAGAUUUGAUCCGAGCUAUUACUAAACGUGUCAAACCAACAUCUAACCAACCUGGACGUUCAGAAAUGGGGAAGUCUACAAUCUCAUUGAAGUCCCAGACAUCCAGUCCUGUAGCGUGGAGUCGAUCUCAAGUAUCCCACAAUUCCAUCACUCAAUACCAACCUGCUAUUUUACCUCCCAUUGGUCAGACGAGUGGUGGAUAUUUGAUGUUUUAACUGUCAAUCUGAACUAACGUACCAAGAGUAAUUAGACAUGAUCCCUAUCUGAUUCUAAUACAAACCUAGAUGAAAAUAAAUCCAGAUAUGGAAGAUCUAAUUCAGUGCCAACAGGGCAUGUUCCGACCCAUCAAAAUGGGGGUUGUCUCUUAAGAAAGGUAUUUGUCUCGUUCCCUAUCUGAUUCAAAUACAAAUCUUGUUAUAAAAAGUUCACAAACAAUAGAUCUAUAUCUCCAAUUAACCCUGUUUCUUAGACAAAUCCCAUGAUUCAAACAUCUUGUCAAAGACCAAACUUGUAAAUUUUCACACAACUUUCUUAUGAAAAAGCUAAAAUGAAAUGAAUUUUCCUACAACUGAUAUUGUAAAUUGAUUUAAAGCAUCAGGUAGAAUAUUUUUUGGAGAAAGGGUAAAGCCUGAAACUGAAAAUGCAACCAAAUACAGCAUUUUUUAUGUCCAAGAAUGUGACAGCCUUAUAAACAAGUAAACCAAAACAGCAUUAUGUUAUGUUAAAUUGUUAAAAAUACAUUAUCUGUGAUAUUUAAAUCUUAAGUUUCUAUAAAAUAUUUAUUUGAUAAAAUAAACCAAAGAUAAAA